CGACGCUCCCACAUCCCGACCCGCUGCGCCGCCGCCGCGGAGAUGCCAGGGGCCGGCCGAGCCGCUGGUGUGCGCCGCCUGCACCCGCAGCCCUCGGAGGAGCCGCCCGCGCUGGAGGAGGACCAGGACCUCCUGCUAGCAGCUGCCUAUGUUUCUGAUGCCCAGUACAACAGAAAUGUUCCCUUUGAAACAUCUCCUCGGGCCAUCAGACUUUACUAUUUUUAUAACCACUGGACAAUGCAAGUAGCCAUCUACUUCUUUAUUUGUGUGGACUUUUCCCUCGCCCUGUUUGAAGAGCCCGCGCUGUUUCCACUGCCUUUCUUGGCUACCUCAAUAGCAGAAGUACUCUGCCUGACUGCGUUCUUCGGGAGACUUGUACAUUUUGCGAAAGUCACCCCUCAGAUGGUUUUCUGGAAGGAUACGAAAAACAUCUGCAUCAUGGUAACCAUAGCGCUGACCUUGAUCGAUUUGAUUAUCUAUGGUUCCCUGGAAGCUGUUAAUAUCCACAGUGUUCGAUGGUCAAGGGCCUUAAGGCCAGUCUUCCUAAUUAACUUCCCUGAAAGUCGUCAGAUCCGAAGAACUUUCAGAAGCAUCCGGAACACUCUGCCCGACAUUCUCUACGUCUUCCUCUUAUUCAUGUUCAGUGUGCUGAUAUUCUCCCUUAUGGCCUUGAAGCUUUUUGGGGAUCGGGGUCUUCGAACAGUGGAAGGCUUGCCCUACUUCACAAAUAUCCUGGAGAUAGCGUUUGAACUCUACGUGCUGGUCACUACUGCCAACAGCCCCGAUGUCAUGAUGCCUGCCUAUAACUUCAGUUGGUGGUAUUCUCUGUACUUCAUAACCUACAUCAUCAUCAAUACCUACAUCUUCAUGUCCGUCUUUCUGGCUGUGGUCUACAACAAUUAUAGGAAGCACUUGAAGAACGAGAUUCGCAAGCUGGUGUACCUGAAACGUCACAAAAUGAUGGAGGCUUUCAACAUUCUGAAGGUCAAGGUGGGCUCAGAAUUUGUGGUGAUGGAGGCCCACUGGAGGCGGCUGGCCAGGACUGUGAUGCCACACAUCAGCAGUCCCCACCUGGAGCUCCUUUUGAGGAUCUCUGAUGAAGGACAGAAGGGCUACGUGGACAAAAUGAACUUUCUACGCUUGGCUGACCUCCUCAACAUUCAGGUGGUCACCAUGAACACCAAGAGACACCCGCUGGAAGAGUGGAUGCCAUGGGUUUACCAGUCGUCCGCAAGCCUCCUGGUCCAGAGGAUGGUUCGGCACAGGAUUUUUGUCUGGGUUUAUGACAUCAUCAUUCUAAUAAAUGCCAUUUUCAUUGCCCUGGAUGAGAAAAACCCCUUCAUUUCCUACGCAGAGUGGCUUUUCCUUUCUCUCUAUAUUAUUGAAAUUCUUCUGAAACUGUACACGUACGAGCCCAGAGCCUAUUUUGGCAAGAAACAGUUCUGGAACUGGUUUGACACACUGAUCAUCGUCGCCGCCCUGGUGGCCACUGUGGCCAACACCACCAUUCAGUCAGCCAGCAAAUACAACAGUCAGCAGGUCCUAGAUUUUGUCUUGAUUCUGAGGAUCCUCCGGCUCCUACGGGUCAUUGUCAGCAUUCAGAGGUUCCGGCUUAUUGUGACCACCUUAAUUAACAUUGGUCCCACGAUACUGACGUUUGGUGGACUCAUCUUGGUGGUCUACUACGUGUUCGCUAUCAUCGGGAUGGAAGCAUUCCACGGCAAAGUCCGGUUCUUCGACCCGAAUUUCACCACCCCCGAUGCUCUGGUGUGUGGGAACCCAGCCUUGAAAGACUCAGCGUUUGCCCGAGACAGAUACUGCAGGAAUAACUUCAAUGACCUGGCCUCCUCGUUCAUCGUGCUCAUGGAGCUCACGGUGGUUAACCAGUGGCACAUCCUCGCAGGCGGCUUUGCCCUCGUGACUCACCAGGCGGCCAAGCUGUACUUCAUCAGCUUCCACGUUGUGGUCGUCAUUCUCAUCGUUAAUAUUUUCAUAGCAUUCAUCCUGGAGGCGUUUUUUGUGGCAUACUCCUUAGAAAAAAGUGAAGUGGAAACUGCCAUUGAGAGGAAGAUUCAAGAGCUUGGAGUGGGAAUCCAAGAAGAAGAAAUGCACGAUGGGAAGCUUGUUGAUAACAUGGACGUCAAGGACAGUGACUUUAGUGGGGAUGAUGGAGACAACAAAAGGAAGGCCUUAAAAGGAUUGUACUUCAGAAUUGCAUCAAAAAAGUACAGGACCGUGGACGCCCUGCUACAGCAGAUGUUCGAGUCCGAAAUUGCUCCGGAGGAUGAAGGCCCACCCUUGGAUGAGAUUCUGAACUUCUCGCCCAGUGACAUAUAUCCCAAGGCUCCCAAUUUUGAAAACAGUGUGUGAUUCUUGGCUGGAAAAGUCCACACCCAGAAUCCAAGCUCAGCGGCCAUUAUGUCUUGUCUGGAGAUGAUUUUUCCAGCCCAAGUUGUCUUUGUGCUGUGACUGGCCUGCGCAUCAGCGGCACCUGCCUGAGUGGUCAGUGGAAAGGGCUGGAGAGACUGCCCCUGAGUGUCCUGCCUGGGGUGGGCUCUGGGGUCUGGUUAGAGCAGUAAGGAGGGGAAGACCUUUGAAGAGAUUAUGAGGAGCAUUUACCAUACACAUGCACGCACGUUUGUGAAGUCCUUUUGGUGGGGAUAUGGAAGCUUUUCAUUUAUUUUUAUAUGAUAUUUUGCUAUUCUAUUAAAUCCUAUGCUACAGU
This is a messenger RNA of Lontra canadensis (Northern American river otter), 2725 nucleotides long. RefSeq names its product two pore calcium channel protein 1-like. The record is from RefSeq and is a predicted model, not a curated record. Gene Ontology annotation, biological process: monoatomic ion transport; transmembrane transport. Gene Ontology annotation, cellular component: membrane. Gene Ontology annotation, molecular function: monoatomic ion channel activity. The transcript is spliced from 19 exons. Lineage: Eukaryota; Metazoa; Chordata; Mammalia; Carnivora; Mustelidae. The coding region runs from base 43 to 2370 and encodes 775 amino acids.